AUGACCCAAACACUAGAUGUUGCAGAAAAUUCUUGGUAUUUAUUCAACAUUAAACAAGCUGGAUUUUAUCGUGUUCAUUAUGCCGACAAUAACUGGGAACUAUUGACAGAACAGUUGUAUAAAGACCACCGUGCUAUUCCACUUCAUUCAAGAACACAAAUUUUGGAUGACUUAUUCAACUUAGCAAAUCGUGCUACUGUCUCAUACGAUGUCUACUUAAAUCUGACAAAAUAUUUGAAAAAAGAAGAUCAGUAUGUUGUAUGGGAAACGACUCGACGAGCACUAUCUUAUUUAGACCGUAUGCUUGCCAUGGACGAGAGUUAUGGAGCUUUUCAAGCAUAUUUGCGUACGCUUGUAGAUGAUCCUCUUAAAUCAGUGAAGUGGACAACAAUGAAAGAAGACAAAGAUCAUAUGAAGCUUAUGUUGCGCCUGACAUUAACUCGUCUAGCAUGUCAAGCUGAACAUCAUUCAUGCGUUAAAAUGGCUACGGAAUAUUACAGAAAUUGGAUGCUUAAUCCUUCACAAAAUUUGAUCCCACCAAGUUUGAGGCCAGCUGUUUAUUGCACAGCAAUUAGAAUCGGUGGACAAAAAGAAUGGGAGUUCCUAAAACAACGUUUAUUAGAAGUGGAUAUAAAAGAGGAUGAGAAAAAUAGUAUUUUACAGGCAUUGUCUUGUUCUCGUGAUAUGUGGAUAAUAAGACUGUGUGUACCAACUGUAAUCCUUAAAAUACUAUCCAAACGCCAUUACACACUAAAUAACAUACCGGAUCAAGAAGAAGUACUUGCUAUGCAAAAUUCUGGACAAAAGCUACUUGAAAAUCAUGUUCUGAAACGUGGAUUAAAUGAUUUGUUUAAAAGGUCGAAGGAAAACAUGAAAUGGACAAAAACUCAUCGUGAUGUUAUCAGUAAUUGGUUGAAUAAAAAUGUUCCCAAUACAAUCACAUUACUCUGA
This is a messenger RNA of Schistosoma curassoni, 951 nucleotides long. The record is from the annotation of a GenBank genome assembly. NCBI's taxonomy places the organism in Eukaryota, Metazoa, Platyhelminthes, Trematoda, Strigeidida, Schistosomatidae.